AUGCGUUUCGCCAUUGUCUCUGUUUCUGUCCUCGCUGCGCUUUCGCAGCUCGUAUCUGCCGUCCCCACACUCGAGCGCCGUGCAAGCGCCACCGAGAAGCCUACCAUCGGAUAUGCUGCCCAGGGCAGCACCACCGGUGGCAUUGGCGGCUCCACCAUCACCGUCACCUCCCUCGCCGCCCUCACCUCCGCCGUCGCUUCCGACAGCGCAAAGAUCGUCAUCGUGUCCGGCACCAUCACCGGCAACACCGUCGUCAAGGUCGGCUCCAACACCUCCCUCCUCGGCAAGUCCGGCUCGUCGCUCGUCGGUGUCGGACUGCGCGUCAACAAGAAGAACAACGUCAUCAUCCGCAACCUCAAGAUCUCCAAGGUCCUCGCCAGCGCCGGCGACGCUCUCGGCAUCCAGGAGGCGUCCAAGGUCUGGGUCGACCACGUGGACCUGUCGUCCGACCGCGACCACGACAAGGACUUCUACGACGGACUGCUUGACGUCACGCACGGCAGCACCUUCGUGUCGAUCACGAACUCGAACCUGCACGACCACUACAAGGCGUCGCUGGUGGGACACUCGGACAACAACGAGUCGGAGGACAAGAAGAUCACGGUGACGUAUGCGCUGAACCGGUUCUCGAACCUGAACUCGCGCAUGCCGUCGUUCCGAUUCGGUACCGGACAUCUGUUCAACAACUACUUCGUGAACUCGAACGACGGCAUCAACACUCGCCUUGGUGCUCAGCUGCUGGUCGAGAACAACGUAUGGGAGGGUGUGAAGAAGCCUCUGUACGCGACCGACAACGGGUUCGCGGUCGCGCGCGGAAACGACUUUGGGGGUGCAUCGAACAGCGCUCCUACCGGCACAUUCAGCAAGGCUCCGUACAGCUACACUCUUCUGGAUGCGGGCAAGGUCAAGUCGACGGUGUCGUCGUCUGCUGGUGCGACGCUCGACUUCUGA
Rhizoctonia solani is the source of this 951-nucleotide messenger RNA. Its product is annotated as pectate lyase. Gene Ontology annotation, molecular function: pectate lyase activity. Lineage: Eukaryota; Fungi; Basidiomycota; Agaricomycetes; Cantharellales; Ceratobasidiaceae. The record is from RefSeq and is a predicted model, not a curated record. Bases 1 to 951 code for a protein of 316 amino acids. The transcript is spliced from 4 exons.